This is a messenger RNA of Cyclopterus lumpus (lumpfish), 1953 nucleotides long. It is a transcript of the gene sypl2b, whose product is annotated as synaptophysin-like 2b. The transcript has 6 exons. The record is from RefSeq and is a predicted model, not a curated record. The coding region runs from base 171 to 905 and encodes 244 amino acids. Gene Ontology annotation, cellular component: synaptic vesicle; synaptic vesicle membrane. NCBI's taxonomy places the organism in Eukaryota, Metazoa, Chordata, Actinopteri, Perciformes, Cyclopteridae.
CGCGUGCACGUCAGUGAUCACGUGCUAUGUACUGCGAUUCGCUGAAGUUGGAGAAAAGUUUGACAAGCCUGAAGAGAGAGAGAGAGAGAAAGAAAGACUGCAUAUCGAGGGAAUAAGGCACAUGAUAUUUUCUUCUAUAUUCUUCUAUAUUACAUAUCUCCGGACACACAAUGGAAUCCGUCGCCCAGAAAGUGCUGUCUGCGGGAUUCAUGCUUGACUUGGGACCUCUGAAGGAACCGCUGGCCUUCAUCCGCCUGCUACAAUGGGUGUUCUCCAUCUUUGCCUUUGCUACGACUGGAGGUUACAGCGGCACCACCAGCAUCAACGUCCAGUGCCAAGGGAGUGCCAGUCAAGAGAUACAGGCAAACUUUACCUACCCAUUCAGGUUGAUGCAGCAUCCCUAUCAUGUUCCUGACUGCAAAAUCAAUCAAACUACCACUACCGACUACUUCCUGACUGGAGAACACACAUCCUCGGCCCAGUUUUACGUCUGCAUUGGCGUGUUGUCCUUUCUCUACGCCACUGCCACACUCGUCCUCUACUUGGGCUACCAGCACGUAUAUAGAGAAUCUAGUCGUGGUCCCACUGUGGACCUGUUGGUGACUGCCGCCUUGGCUUUCUUGUGGUUGGCAUCAUCCUCUGCUUGGGCUAAAGGCUUGUCUGAUGUGAAGUGGGCCACCAGUCCUGCAAACAUUGUAACUUUUCUUGAUGUGUGCAAGGAUGGAAAGAACAAGUGCACCCCAGGUGCUGUGCCUCACAUGGGCCGACUGAAUGCCUCUGUGAUUUCUGGUUUUCUCAACCUCAUCCUGUGGGGCAGCAACUGCUGGUUCAUUUACAAGGAAACACCUUUUCACAAAUCAGCCAACCCGCCUGCAGCUGUGCAGGAAGGAGUCGGGCCAUCGUAACCGCGCAGCUUCCUGAAUGAGUCGUUUUGGUACUAACUCUCAAAAUGCUGUAGAUUACAUGGUAUAUGUAUCCAAAUCUAUCUGCUCCUUUUUCUUUUGCUAAGUAUUAUUUUCAUAUUUAGGGCUGUAUUGUCUCAAAUACACUUAGAAAAUUAAUUCGAAUUUGAGUUGUCAAACUAAUACAGGAAAUUGUAGCAUUCAAAUGUUUUUUUUCUCAUUGUUUUUCUGUUUGUUUGCUCAGUUUGAAUGUUUUAAAACAUUUAUACCCAAAGUGUCCCUUAUUUAACAUGGUACUGUGCAUCCUUGUUGGUGAUAAAUCAGAAUGAACCAUUUGUCAACUGCCAACAGCAUUUCUGUACCAUCAGCAUUUUCUUAAAAAAAAAACCUCAGGGUUGUUGAGUGUACGAAAUACAAAAUGGAUAACAAAUAUGAAAUACUUGAAGUGCAUUUAUUAUUAACACAGGUCUAGACAAAAUCAUAUUUUAGUACAAAAUAGGAAUCAAAACAUGUAGUUACAAUGAAUUAAUAUUCAAUAGUUGUUCUUGGGAACAUUAAUCCAGUUACCAUUAUUAGAUUAUUUCUAAUGGGUGAAAGCAAUUUAAUUGCAUCUUUUUUUGUGUAAUGUUGUGCCUCAUCGCCUCACUACGGAAGGCUUAAUUCCGCAGUUAAUAAAGUAUUUUUCCUGUUCAUAAUGUUUUUUUAUAAUACCCCAGCUAUGUCUGACAGUAUUUCAAAGCUAGUGUUCUAUGUAUUCUAUAGACUUGUGUUAGUAGAAAUAUACGGAUCUUUAACCAGUUACUGAUUAACUGAUUUUCUUGCUAUUGCUAUUGCUAUUGCUAUUGCUAUUGUGAGAUAAUACGAUGAGCUGUUUACUCUAUUACUGCCAUUAUUAUGAUUCCCUACUUUUGAUAUAUCCUUGCUUGAUCCACAGUUUCAAACAUGAGCUGCAACUGUGUUAUAAGUGUUACAUAGAUGAGACUGGAGUUCCUGUUCAUUUCAGGAAAAAGUUGGAAUGUAAUGCUGUGCAUCAUUAAAAAGAUAAACUGGA